This is a messenger RNA of Musca vetustissima, 683 nucleotides long. RefSeq names its product protein late bloomer. The coding region runs from base 19 to 663 and encodes 214 amino acids. The record is from RefSeq and is a predicted model, not a curated record. Lineage: Eukaryota; Metazoa; Arthropoda; Insecta; Diptera; Muscidae. Gene Ontology annotation, cellular component: membrane. The transcript has 5 exons.
ACUCCAAACCAAAGAACAAUGGGUUGUGCAACCAGAACCAUUAAAUGUAUCCUGCUAAUAUUCAACACGCUAUGGGCUAUCUUUGGCGUAUUAUUGCUGCUUCUGGCAGGAUUCGGUUGGGAUGCAAUGCCACAAAAUUAUGGCAUUGGUAUAAUUGCAUUGGGAUGUGUAAUUCUUCUUACCUCUUUGUUUGGAUGUUUCGGAUCGAUUCGGGAAUCAGCACGAAGCUUAUGGACAUAUGCCGUAAUGUUGCUGAUUCUACUGGUCCUAACGGUUGUUUUCAUUUGUUUGAACACCAGAGAUGUCUUUAAAAAUUAUGCCAUUCAAGAAGUAAAUCAGUUAUGGGACCAGGAAAUGAUACAUCCUGGUUCUAUGGAUCAAAAACAGAUUGUCUAUGAAUGCUGUGGCAAAAAUGGACCCGACGACUAUUUGCUGGCCGGUCGUAUCACACCAUCCAGUUGUUGCAAGGAUAGCAACUGCAUCAAUCCAUUGAACAUUUACGUAAACGGUUGUUUGGCGAAAAUCGAAGAGGCCUUCUCUAAUGAAGCUUUGACUUCACAAAUUUCCGAAUGGGUUUUGUUGGGUCUAAAUGCUGUAGUUCUGUUGAUGUCAAUAAUGUUGGCCAUUCAUUACACGAACCAAAGGCGGCGUUUCAAUUACUAAAUGCUGAUUGAGAACAGUUU